Messenger RNA from Trichomycterus rosablanca, 2996 nucleotides. RefSeq names its product stathmin 1b (gene stmn1b). The record is from RefSeq and is a predicted model, not a curated record. Lineage: Eukaryota; Metazoa; Chordata; Actinopteri; Siluriformes; Trichomycteridae. Gene Ontology annotation, biological process: regulation of microtubule polymerization or depolymerization; microtubule depolymerization; neuron projection development. The transcript is spliced from 5 exons. Gene Ontology annotation, cellular component: neuron projection; cytoplasm. The coding region runs from base 109 to 558 and encodes 149 amino acids. Gene Ontology annotation, molecular function: tubulin binding.
AACGAGCGGUGCUGAUGCAGAGCCGCGCGUGAGAGGAGCGUGUUGAGUUACUACUGCUACUUCUCCAGCAUCAGAGGUAUAAUCUAAACCUUCAAGGUUGGCAGUGCAAUGGCGUCCUCUGGAGACAUUCAGGUUAAAGAGCUGGACAAGCGUGCCUCAGGACAGGCAUUUGAGGUCAUUCUGAGCCCCACUGCACCAGAUGCUAAAGGAGAAUUUCCUGUGUCCACCCCAAAAAAGAAGGAGGUGUCUUUGGAUGAGAUUCAAAAGAAACUGGAAGCAGCAGAGGAAAGACGCAAGAAUCACGAGGCAGAGGUGCUGAAGCACUUGGCUGGGAAGCGAGAGCACGAGAAGGAGGUUCUACAGAAAGCGAUGGAGGAGAACAACAACUUUAGCAAGAUGGCAGAGGAGAAACUCAACCAAAAAAUGGAAGCAAACAAAGAAAACAAAACAAAACAGAUGGCAGCACUGAACGAGAAAUUUAAGGAGAAGGACAAGAAACUUGAAGAAGUCAGAAAGAACAAGGAGACAAAAGAUGACGGCGAGGCUGAGGGAAACUGAUUUAUUUUCAUCUAUUUAAUUUUUGUCCUAGCUAUACUCCAUUUCUAGGGAAGUUAUUUGUUUUUUUAAGUACCCAAAGAUUUUAGUUUUAUUAUUAAGCCUGUAUUAUGUGCAUAGACUGUAUAUGUAGUAGACAGUGUGGGUGCACAGAUUCCACUUGUGCUGUUAAGAAGCCAACAUUUGGCUAAACUAAAAAGCCCAGCCAUAAUUAUUUGGCAUUUUACCUCAUGUUAAAAGUGCACACUGAAGUGCUUUGUGCAGGAGUGUGCUUGAUGCCACGAAAAUUGCAAGUGAGGUUACUUAAACUCGAUCCACCUGACCCACCAACCCCAUAGGCCAAAAAUGAUUGAGAUAUGCAAACUGUUCUACAGCCAGCCACUAAUGGUUACACAUUCAAUUAAUUACAAAUUACAACUGUUGUAAUCUGUCUACCACGUAUACAGUCUAUGUGUAUGUGUUUUACUUGUGUUAACACUUUUUUAUUCUAAGGUUUGGGAAGAAUCUCCUCAUGUUUGACUCUUUUUAUCCCCAUCACAUGUAAAACUGUCUACUUGCAGCUUCUGACCUGUAAAUUAAGCCGUGUUUUACCCUUAUGGAAAGCAUGUCUGUAUUAAAUAUAGGUCUGUAGCUUUGUCUGUUGUGCAGCAUUGUGCAAGCUGACCUGUACCUGUGCAUGUAAAAACUGCAUCUCUGAGCUUAAUAAAGUUGCACAGUUGUUUGUUAUGGUAACAGUUUUAGAUCAGAUCUGCCCUUUUUGGUAGAUGUUCCAUCUAAGAACAAAAGAUAUCGGUCUGUUAGUCUGUAUAACACUGACCAUCUGGUUAAUUAUGCACACUUAACAUUACCUUUAUUUCUGGUAAAGUUGACCAAGUUUUGAUAAACACAGAAUCAUACUAAUAGCACAUAGCAGACGUAAACAUGUAUUUACUGUGUGAUCUGUCUUUGAUACCCAUAACCAUGUUUUAAAAGGGGAGAAUAAAUACAUUCGUUUAUAUACUGUGUGUUAGACCAUGUUGGAGAGUAAAAUCGAGUGUUUCCAGGGUUGCCAGAUUGCGUAUUUAAUUUUUUAAAUAAUUUUUUUCCCCACUCCCCCCCAAAUUUUCUCCCCUAAUCUAGUCGUGUCCAAUUACCCUGAUUGCGUCCUCUAUACUGAUUCGACCCUUCACCGCUGACUGAGGAUGCCUCUCAACUGACUCUGGCACGUACAGUCAGUACAGACUGCAUUUUUCACCUGCACGAGUCGAGUUUAUACACAGACAGGCACUGUGUACGGAGGGCCACACCCCCAUCAGCAUUAUUCUUUAGCCCUGUGCAGGCGCCAUCAGUCAGCCAGCAGGGGCCGCAGUCGCACCAGUUAUGAGGACCUAUGAUCCGACUUUUUAACCCUUUACCCAACCCAGUAGGAAGGCAGAGCUGAGAUUCGAUACGAUGUGUUCGAAACCCCAACUCUGGUGCGCUAGCGUACUUUACCACUGCGCCACCUGAGCGGCCAGAUUGCGUAUUUUAAAGUCCGCCAAAAUGCAUGGAAAACCUCCCGAUGAUCAGCGUUUGAACAAUAUUAAACCAGUUAAACAUGGCCUACUAUUGCUGAUAUCUUACAAAUGAGCGAUUAUAAAUCAUGAGUGGCAUUUAAAAUAUUUUUAUUUGCAGUGUCUUGACACUUUAAAACGUGGCAAUGACCCUGCCACUUUCAAAUAAAAUCCCCUCAAUCUGGCAACACUGUCUGUUUCGUAUGUGCUGACAUCUAGUGGCACAUUUAACGCUACAGCACUUUUCAUUCUACAUGAUCUGCAACUGCAACAUGCUGAAAUAAUGAUUUGAAAUCAGCUUAAACCCAUGCAAAGCAAAUGCUGCACAUCAUGCGUUCAUCUCAUUAACAUGGAGCAUAAUUAAUCACAUGUUACCACAAUGUCAAUGCUGUCUCCUUUUGAGAAUGAAGGAAUGUAUGCUAAUUAUUUUAACAUCAUUUAACAUGAGCAAUCUGGUCAGUUCUGAUGUUUUGUUAAUUUUCUAAGUAAAACACUCUUUACUGUGAACAAACCUAUGCACAGCUACUGUUAUUUAAUACAUUUAGGGAAUCAAUGGAAAUGCACUAAGGUAAGUUUGUCUUGUAGAGAGUGAUUAUUUGUAUUUAGAAAAUUGCCAAAACAUGUUAUUUUAACAGAGGUGUGCAAACUUUCUCAAAAGACUUCCAAAACCAUAACCUCAACACAUCUCCGAUGUCUUUUCCAUGUGCAGUUAUGACUGCAAUGAUAUUACAUUCCUUAAAUGUUUGCAUAACCACUUAGGCCUUUUAACUUUGAUAAGUUUUUGCACUUGGUAAUGUUAAAAAAAUAAUCCUUUGUAAUGUCAUGUACUCAGUGUGAUUUCUAGAAUCAUCAAUUUCAGCAUGAAAAAUUUAAAAUGAUUUUGAUGUUGAAUUAAAGUGUUUGCAUGUG